Messenger RNA from Nothobranchius furzeri (turquoise killifish), 2708 nucleotides. RefSeq names its product anoctamin 10b (gene ano10b). The record is from RefSeq and is a predicted model, not a curated record. NCBI's taxonomy places the organism in Eukaryota, Metazoa, Chordata, Actinopteri, Cyprinodontiformes, Nothobranchiidae.
GCUGCAGCUGCUGCAGGGAGGAGUCUGAAUAAAACCAAACAAGCCUCCACACCCUCCGGGAGUUCUGCAUUCCUGCUGUUCACACACACACACACACACACACACCCACACAUACAUGCACACAUAACUACAUCAGGAGGGAAAGCUGGGCGGAACCACUCUGAGGCUGGGAGUUUGGUGGAGGGCCCGGCGGAGGACUGAAGACCAGAACCUCAUCAUCAGAGCCCUGCUGGGUGUAGCAUGUCAUCCUCUCUUUCACCCCUAAAUGUUUCUGUGACGGCCGACACCGUUUAGACUCAUCCCAGGAAGUACAGAGACACUUUCUGUUCUGCCUGACGCCGUCGGAGAGAGUCGUCAAAACGGACUCACCAUGAGUAAGGCGGGUGAUGAUGAAGGUGUACCUGAUGGGUGGAGCCAGCCGUCCCAGCUGCUGGAGGGAAAAGCUGCAGGAGGAAAGCAGUCCAAGCUCAGCACCGCCUCCUUUUUACCGAGCUGGACCAAAGUCAGCUGCCCCUGCUGCGCCUCGGACCGAGUGGAACCGCUGGUUCUGGUGAAGCUCGGGGUGAAGGUGGUCCCAGAGACCAAGCGCUGGCUCAUCAAACUGAUUGGAACCCCUAAGAAAGAUGGAGGUGCCGACCUGAUGGCCCAUCCGGGCGAGGACGCCACUGGUGACAUCAUCGUGGUGUCGGCACCACGCUGUACGCUGCAGCGAGCCGUGGAGGAGCUGGGACUCUGUAAAAUGUACUGCAACGGUGACAUGGAGGCGUUUUCCUACAGCGACAGAGACAACUUUAAAAAUUCAGACAACAUGGAGGGGUUUCUGACCUUAGCAGAGCGACAGUACAUAGUGAAGUAUGAGCUGGACGGUCUGCGAGCUCAGAAGGACCUGAGGGUCCCCGGCCUUCCUGAAAACUUCACGCUGAAAAAGCGAGAUAUAAUCUGGCAGAAGCUGGGGUCAGUCGGUGUGAUCGUCGACACUCUUCCUCUCCACAAUCCAAACAAACUGAAGGACCUGAGCAAAGCCUGGUACUUUGGGAAUCAGCUGGUUCAGCCGCUGGAUGAAAUUAAUGAGUAUUUUGGAGGCCCUGUGGCUUUUUACUUCAGCUUCCUGGAUUUCUACACCUGGUCUCUGCUUCCACCUGCGAUGAUGGGGCUGUUCAUUGCAUACUCCUCAGGUGAUGAUCAGAAGGAGAUUCCAGAGGCAGGUUCUCAGGUGGGAGAAAUCCAGGAGGACUCAGGAUUUGUAAUCAGCGGUCACAUGAUCCUGGCGGUGUUCAGCAUGCUCUGGUCUACGGUGGUUAUGGAGAUGUGGAAGCGCCGGAGCGCGUCCCUGUCCUACCGCUGGGGGACCCUGAACCUCGCUGAACGCUUUGCGGAGCCUCGGCCCGGCUACCGCGGUGAACUCGGGACGAACCCGGUGACCGGUCGUGUGGAGCCGCUGUUCCCUGACUGGCAGCGGGGCCUGCGGAUGGCGCUGGUGUCGGUCCCGGUUGUGGGGCUGUUUUUAGGACUGGUGGUUCUGGGUAUGAUGUGUUUCUACUGGGGAGAGGCCCGAGUCCAGAAGCUCCACACAGACUGGGACUCUCUGCUGACUCGGCCUUUGCUCUACGCGCCCUCGGUGCUCCACAUCGUCUACACAAACAUGCUGGCGACUGUUUACAAGACCGCGGCCGAGUCUCUAACUGAAUACGAGAACCACAGAGAGGAGUCGGCCCACCAGAACCACCUGACAGCCAAAGUUUUAGUGUUUACCUUCUUCAACUACUUUGCAGUCCUGUUCCACAUCGCCUUCUUUAAGCGGGAUGUGCCGCUGCUUCGAAAGCGUUUAGCCUCUUUGCUGAUCGUGUCCCAGCUGGUCAACCAGGUGACAGAGGUGGUCAUACCGUACCUGGUGGACAGAUUCAUCAGCUCCCCCAAGAGGAACGAGAAAGAAGAAGACCCAGUAGAGGACAAAUUUAGGAACCAGGGCAACAUGCCUCCUUUUCCUGGCCUGUUUGCAGAAUACAUAGAGCUCCUGGUGCAGUUUGGGUACUUGAGUCUUUUCUCCUGCGUGUUUCCUCUGACUGCUGUUCUGCUGCUCCUCAACAACCUAACAGAGAUCCGGUCGGACGCCUACAAGAUUUGCAAACUCUUCCGUAAACCCUUCUCCCCCCCAGUGGGUGACAUGGGCGUGUGGCAGAUCGCCUUUGAGGUCCUGAGCUUCGUCUCCGUGGUGUCCAACUGCUGGCUGCUGGUGCUGUCACCGCGGCUACAGGAGAAGUGUCGGCGGGGCGAGAUGAGCAGCACCGACCUUCUGCUGGGAGCCGUUAUCGUGGAGCAUCUACUGAUAUUAGUCAAGGUGAUUAUAGCGGCUCUGAUCCCAGAUGAACCCAACUGGAUCAGAAAAAAGAAGGAGCAGUGGGAGUAUAAAUCCAUGCAGGCCCUUCGACAGCAGAAGCUGCAACCUGAAAAGUCCUAACUUUGUUUCAAGAGGCUCAGAUGAAGUCCCGACUUUUUGUUUUCUACAGAAAGGCCCACAAUGCUCACUGCUGAGACCCGUGUCAAGUGCUUUAGAGUCCACAUGACUCGGUGCUUCUGCAAGGAUGCAUGCUGCAAGUGCAAUUCAAACCUCAGCUAAAAAGCGUGUUUACUUUGUUUAUUAGGCAGUGAGAGAAUUAUAUUGCUUUUAUUUUUGCAAAAAUGUGUCAUGAUAAAGAAAAUAUAAUGAA